AUGAGUUUUGGUAAGAAAGGUGACAGUGAAGCACAAUUGCUGUACCUGAGCUUACAAAACAGAGGUGGGAUGUCACAGCAGCAUAUGUUCACAAAAGCAAAAUCACAAAGUGAAGCUGCUGUGAAAGCUAGUUUUAUAGUGGCAGAAGAGAUAGCUAAAUCAACCCUGCCAUUUGCAGAGGGGGAGUUUUUGAAGCGCUGCAUGAUUAAAGUGUGUGAAGUCUUGUGUCCAGACCAAAAGCAAGCUUUUUUUAAUGUAAGCCUAAGCAGAAAUACUGUUGUUGAUCGGAUAUGUGAGCUUGCCACUGAUCUACAAAGACAAUUGGUUGAAAAGGGAAAAGAAUUUAUUGCUUAUUCCUUUGCUGUGGAUGAGAGCACUGACAUCUCUGACACAGCACAGCUGACAAUCUUCAUCCGUGGAGUGGACUCAAGUUUGUGUAUUAUGGAGGAACUUCUGGCUAUAGAAUCAAUGCAUGCCACUACCACUGGAAAGGACAUAUUUGAAGCAGUAUCCAAAAGUAUAAAUGAUAUGAAACUGCCCUGGGACAAACUUAUAGGGCUCACAACAGAUGGAGCACCUUCAAUGUGCAGGGAAAAGAGUGGAUUAGUAGGAAGGAUGUGGGAAAAAAUGAAGAGCGAGAAUUGCACAAGUGAGCUGAUAGCAUAUCACUGCAUCAUACAUCAAGAAACACUAUGCGGCAAAGCCCUGAAAAUGGAACAUGUAAUGCACACUGUAACACAGACAGUUAACUUUAUAAGAGCCAGAGGUUUAAAUCACCAUCAAUUUAAGUCUUUUCUUGAAGAUAUAAAUUCUGAACUUGGUGAUCUCCCUUAUCACACAGAGGUGCGAUGGCUAAGUCGAGGAAAAGUGCUCAAUAGAUUUUUUGAAUUGCAUGUGGAAAUCUGUCAGUUUAUUGAAACCAAAGGAAAAGACUCCACAGCAUUGCGGGAUGAAAAGUGGCUAUGUGAAUUAGCUUUUCUAUGUGACAUUACUAAUUAUCUCUGUGCACUAAACCUUCAGCUUCAGGGACGGGACCGUGUGAUCACAGACAUGUACGAUGCUGUGAAAGCUUUUCAAGUAAAGCUGCAUCUGUGGGAGACUCAGAUGCAGCAAGGAAACUUGAGUCACUUUCCCAGUUGCCAAACAAUAAAAAACCAAGUCUCCACCACUGUGUUCUCAAGUGCUCAGUUUGCUGGUAAACUGAGCACACUUCAGAUGGAAUUUACACGUCGCUUUGUUGAUUUUGAAAGAUGGAAAUUCAGUUUUGGAUUGCUCAGCAAUCCAUUUUCAGUCGAAGUGGAGAGCGCACCUGUAAAUAUCCAGAUGGAGAUGAUAGAACUCCAAUGUAAUAGCACGCUGAAGGGAAAGUAUAAUUCUGUAGGACCCACACAGUUCACCAGUUUCAUCCUUGAAACAAUGCCCCAACUCUGCCUACAAGCUGCUCGAAUGCUCUGCAUGUUUGGGAGUACAUACCUCUGUGAGCAACUUUUCUCUGUCAUGAGGGUGAACAAAAGUGCACACAGAAGUCUGCUCACUGAUGCCAAACAUGGAUGA
Crotalus tigris (Tiger rattlesnake) is the source of this 1554-nucleotide messenger RNA. Its product is annotated as general transcription factor II-I repeat domain-containing protein 2A-like. The coding region runs from base 1 to 1554 and encodes 517 amino acids. The transcript has 2 exons. The record is from RefSeq and is a predicted model, not a curated record. Lineage: Eukaryota; Metazoa; Chordata; Lepidosauria; Squamata; Viperidae.